This is a messenger RNA of Oryzias latipes (Japanese medaka), 2452 nucleotides long. The record is from RefSeq and is a predicted model, not a curated record. Lineage: Eukaryota; Metazoa; Chordata; Actinopteri; Beloniformes; Adrianichthyidae.
CCUGCUGCAGGGUGAGAGCUCAGAGCAGAUCGGAUCGGAGACGAGACACGUUGCUGGUUGCUGACUCUUCUGGCUCUCCCCUUGCAAAGGACAGCUCCACGUCGCCAGAAUCAGACGCUAGACUUUCCAAAGCAACACAACAACCCACAGUCAGGACUUGAUUCUGGUUCAUCUUCAUUCACCUGAACAUGCAGCGGCGAACAAACAGGAGAGGAUGCACUGAGAAUUUUGUAAAAGAAAGGCAUUUAAAGCUUCCUGAGCUGAAGGAGGCUGCUAUAAAAAUUAAUCAUCCAAACAAGUACAUCUACAGAGACGACAUCCCAGCAUAUCCUCAACCAAAGUUCCAAGUCAGUUUUUUGAAACAUGACACAACACGUGUGGGCUUGGAAGGAAUCCGGCAGGAUGAAGGCUUUAGGAAUCCAUAUGGUAAAUCCAUGCUUUGGUGGAGCCUGCAUGUGAGACCGGAGGAUGUGGAAGCUGCUGAGAAGCAGCUCAUGGAGGAGACGUACCCUAAUAUGAACGGGAAGAUCGACCUGCCGAACUUCGCGAAGUCCCCGGCCUUUUUAUCCACAUCCCGGUUGGGCAACUUCCGCUUCAUCUUUCCCCUGGAUGAAGUGUUAGAGGCCUACAGUCGGCAGUUCUGUGCUGGUGGUCAGCCGGUCAUGCGGGUCUUUGAGACGGUCCUGUACAAACAGGAAAUUAUGUACUCAGUGUUGGUCCACAGUCCAAAUGGUCCAGAGGACUUCUCCCGGUAUCCUUUGUUGGCUGAAGACCAGAACGCCGUCUGCUUCUUCAAAGACGGCAGAUUCAUCUGGAGGUCAGAGGCCAUGUGUGAGACGCACGGGUUCAAGCUCAUCCAAAAUGACAACAACUUAACAGUUGAGGAGAUCCCUCUGUAUCUCGCACCUUAUUAUGUCUGGGACAACGUUGCCAUCGCUUUCCACGUCGGGGAAACGGUGCUGAAGUUUGAUGUGAAUCAACUCAGGCAGAACCUGAAGUCCUGUAAACGAGACUCUGUGACAUACAACUACAGAGAAGAUCUGACUGCUGAAGAUCCUGAAGCAGUGAUCAGGAACUUAUGGCCAGAGGAGGAAGAGGAUGUGCCUUGUCCCUCUAGGCUCGGUGCACACAAUCACACACACUCACAUUCACACCUUGAGACAGAUUAAAGUCACCACUCAACCUAUGAAGAAUGUCUUAACACAGAAAAGCCCCGGCCAGGAUUUGAACCGGUGGUAACUACUGCGCCACCGUGCAGCCCUGUUAAAAAAGCUGAAAAACUAAAAAACAACACCAGAAAAACUUUUAAAAAAAAGUUUAAUUAUUGUUUUUUCCUGGUUUGUAAAUUACGGGUUAAUAAAGCUGAACGAGACCAUCAGAUACAGGAUCUAUUUACGUCAUACUUUUGCAGGAACAGAAUAUUUUCUAAUCCAGGUGUAACUAUAAGUGAUGAGUGUUGCUCAUUAGGAUGCAGAAAGAUUUGGCUGAGCAUGAUUUGUGCAGAUAACAAUGACAACAACUUUAAAGUGACCUGAGCGGUUUAUGAAAGGUCAACAAGUAACCUAAAGAUCCAACAUUUACUGGUGGAUUUCAUGGAUCCGCUGAGGGUAGAGUUAGUCUUCAUGUUUACAGUCAGAUGAACAGUGGUGGUCGUUCUGUCAGCAAAGCUUUUUUUACUCCGAUUACCAAGCAGUGAAAAAACAGGUGUUUGUGUUGCUCCUCAGCCUCUGAGCAGCUUCAUCCUGUCUGUAGACGUUUAGUGAGUGUGGACGGGGUAAACCUGAGUUCUUCCAGACCUGGACACUGCAUUUGUAUGUGAGGAUGUGACGUUUUCCAACUGUAAAAUCCCAAACAUCUUCUCUGUGCUGUUUCAGAGACGAUGAAGCUGCACUUCCUCAGCCCCCCUCCUGAAACCCCCCCUCCUCUGACCAACCUGCAGCUCCUCCCACCUGCGACGUCUUCUGCUCUUAAGCCAAUAUUUACAUUUUCAACUGUUUGCUCUGAAAUGCCUGCUUUAGCCCCUCCCCCUUUUGUCCCCACCAAUCACAGACGUGUGUCAAGUUGUUGAUUAUGCUGAUGAUUCUCUUUCUAAAGAUGAAUAAUAACUAACAUGAUGACUUUUAUUUUGGAUAAUUUUCCUUCAGUUUUUGUUUUGGGUGAUUUCUGAUCAUGUCUGUAUGAUCUCAGGACUUUUUACACAAUCCUUUCUAAAGUCAGAUGUUUUAUGAUUUUACUGCAUGUUGGAGUCAUUAAGUGGAGUUCAAUAUUUUAAGGAUUUAUUUUAGCAAUUGUGAUUGUGUGCUGUUUUCUUAUUCUUUUAAUCUUUUAACCUUUGAGUUAAUAUCACAGAGAAUCAAAGAAGCACUGAGCCUUCAUUCAACGGUCAACACUAGAUGAACGGAACUGACUUUAUGCAUGAAUUCAUGUAAUAAAACAGUUUUUGCUUUUCUCA